GAGGAUCACGUGGCGCGGGGCCGCGGCCGAAGCAGAAGUAGCGAGAGCCGGUGGCCGAGGGCGUGAGCCGCGGGGAGUAACCCGAGUCCGGACGCGGGCGGCUGCGCGCGGGACCUGGGAGCCCAAACCCGGGGCAGGCGGGCAGCUGCGCCCGGGCGGCACGGCCAGCCUCCUGAUUUCUCCUGAUUCCUUCCUUCCUCUCUGGAGUGGCCCACAAUGUCCACCAUGGUCAGUGUGGAUUCCCUUGCGGAAUAUGAGAAGAGCCAGAUCAAGAGAGCCCUGGAGCUGGGGACGGUGAUGACUGUGUUCAGCUUCCGCAAGUCCACCCCUGAGCGGAGGACCGUCCAGGUGAUCAUGGAGACACGGCAGGUGGCCUGGAGCAAGACCGCUGACAAGAUCGAGGGCUUCUUGGAUAUCAUGGAAAUAAAAGAAAUCCGCCCAGGGAAGAACUCCAAAGAUUUCGAACGUGCAAAAGCGGUUCGCCAGAAAGAAGAUUGCUGCUUCACCAUCCUGUAUGGCACUCAGUUCGUCCUCAACACACUCAGCUUGGCAGCUGACUCUAAAGAGGAUGCACUUAAUUGGCUCUCCGGCUUGAAAAUCUUACACCAAGAAGCGAUGAAUGCGUCCACACCCACCAUUAUCGAGAGUUGGCUGAGAAAGCAGAUAUAUUCUGUGGAUCAAACUAGAAGAAACAGCAUCAGUCUCCGAGAGCUGAAGACCAUCUUGCCCCUGAUCAACUUUAAAGUGAGCAGUGCCAAGUUCCUUAAAGAUAAGUUUGUGGAAAUAGGAGCACACAGAGAUGAGCUCAGCUUUGAACAGUUCCAUCUCUUCUAUAAAAAACUUAUGUUCGAGCAGCAAAAAUCGAUUCUCGAUGAAUUCAAAAAGGAUUCGUCCGUGUUCAUCCUGGGGAACACAGACAGGCCGGAUGCCUCCGCUAUUUACCUGCAUGACUUCCAGAGGUUUCUCAUACAUGAACAGCAGGAGCAUUGGGCUCAGGAUCUGAGCAAAGUUCGUGAGCGGAUGACAAAGUUCAUCGAUGACACCAUGCGCGAAACUGCUGAGCCUUUCUUGUUUGUGGAUGAGUUCCUCACGUACCUGUUUUCACGAGAAAACAGCAUCUGGGAUGAGAAGUAUGACGCGGUGGACAUGCAGGACAUGAACAACCCCCUGUCUCAUUACUGGAUCUCCUCGUCACAUAACACGUACCUCACAGGUGACCAGCUGCGGAGCGAGUCGUCCCCGGAAGCUUACAUCCGCUGCCUGCGCAUGGGCUGUCGCUGCAUUGAACUGGACUGCUGGGACGGGCCCGAUGGGAAGCCCAUCAUCUACCACGGCUGGACGCGGACCACCAAGAUCAAGUUUGACGACGUCGUACAGGCCAUCAAAGAGCACGCCUUUGUUACCUCAAGCUUCCCAGUGAUCCUGUCCAUCGAGGAGCACUGCAGUGUGGAGCAGCAGCGUCACAUGGCCAAGACCUUCAAGGAAGUGUUUGGCGACCUGCUGCUGAUGAAGCCCACAGAGGCCAGCGCUGACCAGCUGCCCUCGCCCAGCCAGCUGCGGGAGAAGAUCAUCAUCAAGCAUAAGAAACUGGGUCCCCGAGGCGACGUGGAUGUCAACGUGGAGGACAAGAAGGAUGAGCACAAGCAACAGGGAGAGCUGUACAUGUGGGAUUCCAUUGACCAGAAAUGGACUCGGCACUACUGCGCCGUUGCCGAUGCCAAGCUGUCCUUCAGUGAUGACAUUGAACAGACUACGGAGGAGGAAGUGCCCCAGGAUAUACCCCCUACAGAGCUACAUUUUGGGGAGAAAUGGUUCCACAAGAAGGUGGAGAAGAGGACGAGUGCCGAGAAGUUGCUGCAGGAAUACUGCAUGGAGACGGGGGGCAAGGACGGCACCUUCCUGGUUCGGGAGAGCGAGACCUUCCCCAAUGACUACACCCUGUCUUUCUGGCGGUCAGGCCGGGUCCAGCACUGCCGGAUCCGUUCCACCACGGAGGGUGGAACCCUGAAGUACUACCUGACUGACAACCUCACCUUCAGCAGCAUCUACGCCCUCAUCCAGCACUACCGCGAGACGCACCUGCGCUGCGCCGAGUUCGAGCUGCGGCUCACGGACCCUGUGCCCAACCCCAACCCCCACGAGUCCAAGCCGUGGUACUAUGAGAGCCUGAGCCGCGGAGAGGCAGAGGACAUGCUGAUGAGGAUCCCCCGGGACGGAGCCUUCCUGAUCCGGAAGCGAGAGGGAAGCGACUCCUACGCCAUCACCUUCAGGGCUAGGGGCAAGGUGAAGCAUUGUCGAAUCAACCGGGAUGGCCGGCACUUUGUGCUGGGGACCUCCGCCUAUUUUGAGAGCCUGGUGGAGCUCGUCAGUUACUACGAGAAGCAUUCACUCUACCGAAAGAUGAGACUGCGCUACCCCGUGACCCCUGAGCUCCUGGAGCGCUACAACAUGGAAAGAGAUAUAAACUCCCUCUACGAUGUCAGCAGAAUGUAUGUGGAUCCCAGUGAAAUCAAUCCAUCCAUGCCUCAGAGAACCGUGAAAGCUCUGUAUGACUACAAAGCCAAGCGAAGCGAUGAGCUGAGCUUCUGCCGUGGCGCUCUCAUCCACAAUGUCUCCAAGGAGCCCGGGGGCUGGUGGAAAGGAGACUAUGGAACCAGGAUCCAGCAGUACUUCCCAUCCAACUACGUCGAGGACAUCUCAACGGCAGAUGUCGAGGAGCUGGAAAAGCAGAUUAUUGAAGACAAUCCCUUAGGGUCUCUUUGCAGAGGAAUAUUGGACCUCAAUACCUAUAACGUCGUGAAAGCCCCACAGGGAAAAAACCAGAAGCCCUUUGUCUUCAUCCUGGAGCCCAAGAAGCAGGGCGAUCCUCCGGUGGAGUUUGCCACAGACAGGGUGGAGGAGCUCUUCGAGUGGUUUCAGAGCAUCCGAGAGAUCACCUGGAAGAUUGACACCAAGGAGAACAACAUGAAGUACUGGGAGAAGAACCAGUCCAUCGCCAUCGAGCUCUCUGACCUGGUUGUCUACUGCAAACCAACCAGCAAAACCAAGGACAACUUAGAAAAUCCUGAUUUCCGAGAAAUCCGCUCCUUUGUGGAGACGAAGGCUGACAGCAUCACCAGACAGAAGCCCGUCGACCUCCUGAGGUAUAAUCAAAAGGGCCUGACCCGCGUCUACCCAAAGGGACAAAGAGUUGACUCUUCAAACUACGACCCCUUCCGCCUCUGGCUGUGCGGUUCUCAGAUGGUGGCACUCAAUUUCCAGACGGCAGAUAAGUUCAUGCAGAUGAAUCACGCGUUGUUUUCUCUCAAUGGGCGCACGGGCUACGUUCUGCAGCCUGAGAGCAUGAGGGCAGAGAAAUAUGACCCAAUGCCACCCGAGUCCCAGAGGAAGAUCCUGAUGACGCUGACGGUCAAGGUUCUCGGUGCUCGCCAUCUCCCCAAACUUGGACGAAGUAUUGCCUGUCCCUUUGUAGAGGUGGAGAUCUGUGGAGCCGACUAUGACAACAACAAGUUCAAGACGACGGUUGUGAAUGAUAAUGGCCUCAGCCCUAUCUGGGCUCCAACACAGGAGAAGGUGACAUUUGAAAUUUAUGACCCAAACCUGGCAUUUCUGCGCUUUGUGGUUUACGAAGAAGAUAUGUUCAGUGAUCCCAACUUUCUUGCUCAUGCCACUUACCCCAUUAAAGCAAUCAAAUCAGGAUUCAGGUCUGUUCCUCUGAAGAAUGGGUACAGCGAGGACAUAGAGCUGGCUUCCCUCCUGGUUUUCUGUGAGAUGCGGCCAGUCCUGGAGAGCGAAGAGGAACUUUACUCCUCCUGUCGCCAGCUAAGGAGGCGGCAAGAAGAACUGAACAACCAACUCUUUCUGUAUGACACACACCAGAACUUGCGCAAUGCCAACCGGGAUGCCCUGGUUAAAGAGUUCAAUGUUAAUGAGAACCAGCUCCAGCUGUACCAGGAGAAAUGCAACAAGAGGUUAAGAGAGAAGAGAGUCAGCAACAGCAAGUUUUACUCAUAGAAGCUGGAUUAUGUGUCCUGCCAUCAAGGUGACAUUUCUGAAGACCCAACUGGCAUGAGCUGGGGUAACUUCCUGCCACUAUUUUCAUCUUGGACAACUUCCUUAACUUAUAUUCUUUAUAGAGGAUUCCCCAAAAUGUGCUCCUCAUUUUUGGCCUCUCAUGUUCCAAACCUCAUUGAAUAAAACCAAUGAAAACCUUGAUCACUUAAGCCUUCUGUUGCACAACCUGUACACAGUAAACAGGAUUUCUUUUCUGGCCAAGAAGAUUCUACCUCUAAUGAUCCAGGUAAUUGACGUCCAUAGAAGAUGAGCUGGAAAUGUAAGAAACUAUUCAUUAGAUUCUGAAAAGGAUUUUAACUAAAAGGCAAAUAAUUCCAUAAGGGCCCAAAGAGAAGCCCUACCCAAAGGCAGCCUGCUCAGUUCAAUGUACUUUACUACCACUGGCUGCCUGCUGCAGUCCACAAGAAAAUGGCUGAGUGAUGGGAUCUCUUCAUUAAGACAAUUUCUAAUGAAUGGUGAGGGCUUGUUUUGUGACCAGAGUUACUGGGAUGGAGGUGGGAAUCUUGGGGCCUCUUUGUUUUAAAAAGCCCACCAGAGAGACCAGAGCUCUGCUGCAGGGGCAGGUUCUCACUUGCCCCUGGCUCUGCCAGCUGCUGGUAGGCUCUGUCCCCACUAAUCCCCCAUGGCCCUACUGAACUGGCUGGGAGGCUGCUGGAAAGGCCCUCGGUCCACAGCUCUCCACAGGCAAGAGGUCAAUUGCUGCUUGAAAGAGGUAGACAAAAGUUAGGUUGAUGGCGAAAUGUCUCUGGGUUACCCAGUUUUCUGGAGCAGCAAGCUGAGCUUUAAUGGGCUAAGCAUUAGGGUGUUACAGAAAAUUUCAAAUGCAGCCAUCUCCCUUGGGGCAAACCUACCUAGUUCAUGAUAAUACGUGCGGCUGGUGAGGGCUUUACACCUCUGCAUCUUAAGAUACUAACAGAUACCAGUGAUGUAAUAUGGCUUUUUAAAGGAGAGGAGAGUGCUGGGUUGGGAAGGGAGUUGGUUGGUAGAGUCAAAACUUCUCAAUGAGUGAAUUUACAACUGAUGGGAAAACGGGUGUAACUGUGAAAAGCAAUGGCUAUGGUGGGGAAGAACAAACCAGCAGUAAGCCUGAUGCUUGAUGUGGAUGGAACUGGCCCCUAGAAACCCAUCUGGCCCUCCUCUUGUUAUCUGAAAUGCUGGGCUUAGCAUGCAUGUACUGCUGAAGAGCAGGGCAGAACGAAUCAGGCUCAGACCAGAAGACCCUUCUGGUCCCGUCACUCUACAAAAACUUACUGAUCACCUCCACAUGCCAAAUACAGUGCCAAGAUUUGGGGGUGUGAUGUUAAAAAAAUAAAAAGCUAUGGGUCUCAUCAAUCAUCUCCAUCCACGAGCUCCUAAAAGAAAGGUAUUUACCUUGCCUGAAGCCAGGAAUACAGGGAACAGCAGUCUGGCCAAGGAAGGGCUGUUAUGGGGUGCUAUUACUCCAGUUACUCCUCCAACUGGGAGUUUGCUCUUUUAUUUGGCAGUCAGCAACUGAAGAAAGAACAUUCCUCUUAGUGGCAGAUGUUCAAAGCAACUUUCAAGAAAGGCUGGGUGAAAAAGGCACUAUGAUGAGUGCUACAGGCACUCCGUAGCCAGGGCCCCAUUCACCUUUGGCCAGGUAGCUACCAGAACCUAUUUAUUGCUCCUGGCAUCUCCCCCAACUCCUCUUAGCUCUGUCAUGACUUCUACACAGUAUAGCUCAGGUGUUGCUGUCAUUACCUCCUUUCAGCUCCCCACUUCAUUCUGCUCUAAAGCCACAGUGCUAAGGCCUGCAUCCCCUUUCUGCCCAAAAUGGAUUUUCCAUACCUUAUCAAAGAAAUUGACAUAUGGCAGCAUAGGAAGCAGAAGCUAAACCUCUCUCCAGCUGCUGCUGUGUAAAACCCAUGCAUGGCCAAAGAGCAGUCAGGGGAUUAUGACAUAAAUGGUGCUGGGAAGAACCCUCUGCCUAAAACUGUCUCCUCCUCCUGGUGCUACAACUGGAAUCCACCAUUAGAAAGUACUUGCUUUGGUUCCUUCCUCCUGUCCUUGACAGAGUAACACGUUGAUCUGGUUCUUGGUGGUGUUAGGGACUGAUUCUCUCAGGAAAGGCACACAUGGUACCGUGGCUGUUUCCAGAGUCUAUUUGAUGCUACAUAACCUCCGUAUCUAGCUGAGAUAUGCCUCCUACAUGACUGUUAAAGCAUAGGCAAUCCAGGCCAAGAAGACUCGGAACAGGCAUGUUCUGAAAGAUGGAAGCAGCACUGAUAGAUCAAAACCACCACUGCACAUGUGUUACAUUGUUUUUGUUCCCCAUUUUCCUAAGUGGGUUAUUUAGAAUAUUGGUGAUUACAUGGAAAAAUAAAGUGGGGAGGCUGGUUAGGCCUUGUGAGUUUGGGAAACUUAGGUUAUAAAAGCUAAACAGUUUUUCUACUGUGAGACUAGA
Messenger RNA from Chlorocebus sabaeus (green monkey), 6496 nucleotides. RefSeq names its product phospholipase C gamma 2 (gene PLCG2). Gene Ontology annotation, molecular function: protein binding; phosphatidylinositol-4,5-bisphosphate phospholipase C activity. Gene Ontology annotation, cellular component: ruffle membrane. The record is from RefSeq and is a predicted model, not a curated record. Gene Ontology annotation, biological process: phosphatidylinositol-mediated signaling; release of sequestered calcium ion into cytosol; phospholipid catabolic process. NCBI's taxonomy places the organism in Eukaryota, Metazoa, Chordata, Mammalia, Primates, Cercopithecidae.